CUGCGGGCUCCGCCCCCCAGAGGCUCUGCGCAGGCGCAGUGGCCGCUACCGCAGGCAGGGGGCGGCAACAUGGCGGAGUGAGCGGCGGCGUCGGGGCUUCACAACAACAGUGGCGCCGGUAGCGGCGGCGGUAACAGCGUCAGUCGCGUCGGCCCGGCCUGAGCUCCAGCACCGGCCUGCGCUGUGGCCAACUGCCCGAGCCCCUGGGCUCUGCGGCGCGGGGGCAGCAUCUCCGCGGGGGGCGGGCCGGAGCCGGACGGACCGGGAGGAGGAGAGAGGAGAGGAGGCAGCGGCGGCGGCACAGCUGCUGGGCGGGCACUGCCGCUCGCCGGGCAGCGGUUAGCGGCGCCGCCACCGCCGGGAAUAAGCCUGGGAAUAAGCCGCCGCCUGUGCCGGGGAGGGCGCCGGGGCCGGCCGGGCUGAGGCGCUGGUGGAUGCUGGGCUCCGAGGCGACGGCCGGGGGGCGGGGGCCGAGGCAGGUGUAACGGUACCCGCGGAGGCAGCGCCGCUGCUCUUGCCUUCUCCCCAGGAGGGGGGCAAAUGGCGAGCGAGAAAGCGGGCCCGGGCCCGGGGCUCGAGCCUCAGCCCGUGGGGCUCAUCGCCGUCGGGGCCGGAGGCGGCGGGGGCAGCGGCGCAGGCGGCCCGGGGGGCAGCGGGAUGGGGGAGCUCAGGGGGGCGUCCGGCUCCGGCGCGGUGGUGCUGCCUUCGGGGAUGAUUAACCCUUCGGUGCCGAUCCGUAACAUCCGGAUGAAAUUCGCAGUGUUGAUCGGACUCAUACAGGUCGGAGAGGUCAGCAACCGGGACAUCGUGGAGACGGUGCUCAACCUGCUGGUUGGUGGAGAAUUUGAUUUGGAAAUGAACUUUAUUAUCCAGGAUGCUGAGAGUAUAACUUGCAUGACAGAACUUUUGGAGCACUGUGAUGUAACAUGUCAAGCAGAAAUAUGGAGCAUGUUUACAGCCAUUCUACGAAAAAGUGUUCGGAAUUUACAGACUAGCACAGAAGUUGGACUAAUUGAACAAGUGUUGCUGAAAAUGAGUGCUGUAGAUGACAUGAUAGCAGAUCUUCUAGUUGAUAUGUUGGGGGUUCUUGCCAGCUACAGCAUCACUGUCAAGGAGUUGAAGCUUUUGUUCAGCAUGCUGAGAGGAGAAAGUGGAAUCUGGCCAAGACAUGCAGUAAAAUUAUUAUCAGUUCUUAAUCAGAUGCCACAGAGACAUGGUCCUGAUACUUUUUUCAAUUUCCCUGGUUGUAGUGCUGCGGCAAUUGCGUUGCCACCCAUUGCAAAGUGGCCUUAUCAGAAUGGCUUCACCCUAAACACUUGGUUUCGUAUGGAUCCAUUAAAUAACAUUAAUGUUGAUAAGGAUAAACCUUAUCUUUAUUGUUUUCGUACCAGCAAAGGAGUUGGCUACUCUGCUCAUUUUGUUGGCAAUUGUCUAAUAGUCACAUCACUGAAGUCCAAAGGAAAGGGUUUUCAACACUGUGUGAAAUAUGAUUUUCAACCACGCAAGUGGUAUAUGAUCAGCAUUGUUCACAUUUACAAUCGAUGGAGAAACAGUGAAAUUCGGUGUUAUGUUAAUGGACAGCUGGUAUCCUAUGGUGACAUGGCUUGGCAUGUUAACACAAAUGAUAGCUAUGACAAGUGCUUUCUUGGAUCUUCAGAAACUGCUGAUGCAAAUAGAGUGUUUUGUGGUCAGCUUGGUGCCGUGUAUGUAUUCAGUGAAGCACUCAACCCUGCACAGAUAUUUGCAGUUCAUCAGUUAGGACCUGGAUAUAAGAGCACCUUCAAGUUUAAAUCUGAGAGUGAUAUUCACUUGGCAGAACAUCAUAAACAAGUUCUGUAUGAUGGGAAGCUUGCAAGUAGUAUUGCCUUUACAUAUAAUGCGAAAGCCACUGAUGCUCAGUUAUGCCUGGAAUCAUCACCAAAGGAAAAUGCGUCAAUUUUUGUACAUUCUCCACAUGCCCUCAUGCUUCAGGAUGUGAAAGCUAUAGUAACACAUUCAAUACAUAGUGCAAUUCACUCAAUUGGAGGGAUUCAAGUGCUUUUCCCACUUUUUGCCCAAUUGGAUAAUAGACAACUCAAUGAUAGUCAAGUGGAAACAACUGUCUGUGCUACUCUAUUGGCAUUCCUGGUUGAACUACUUAAAAGUUCAGUAGCCAUGCAAGAACAGAUGCUGGGUGGCAAAGGCUUUUUAGUCAUUGGCUACUUACUUGAAAAGUCAUCAAGAGUUCAUAUAACUAGAGCUGUCCUGGAGCAAUUUUUGUCCUUUGCAAAAUACCUUGAUGGUUUAUCUCAUGGAGCACCUUUGUUAAAGCAGCUUUGUGAUCACAUUUUAUUCAACCCAGCCAUCUGGAUACAUACACCUGCAAAGGUUCAGCUUUCCCUAUACACCUAUUUGUCUGCUGAAUUCAUUGGAACUGCUACCAUAUACACCACCAUACGAAGGGUAGGAACAGUAUUACAACUAAUGCACACGUUAAAAUACUACUACUGGGUCAUUAAUCCUGCUGACAGUAGUGGUAUUACACCUAAGGGAUUAGGUGGCAACCAGGGGCUCAAACCCAGGUCCUUGUGCAUUGUAAAGUGUGCUCCACCAGAUGGUCCCCGACCAUCACAAAAAGAAAUUAUAUCACUACGGGCAUUUAUGCUGCUAUUUCUGAAACAACUCAUACUAAAGGAUCGAGGAGUCAAGGAAGAUGAACUUCAGAGUAUAUUAAAUUACCUGCUUACAAUGCAUGAGGAUGAAAAUAUUCACGAUGUGUUGCAGUUACUAGUGGCUUUAAUGUCAGAACACCCAGCCUCAAUGAUACCAGCAUUUGAUCAAAGAAAUGGAAUAAGGGUAAUCUACAAACUAUUGGCUUCUAAAAGUGAAAGUAUUUGGGUUCAAGCUCUGAAGGUUCUGGGAUAUUUUCUGAAACAUUUAGGUCACAAGAGAAAAGUUGAAAUUAUGCACACUCACAGUCUCUUCACUCUUCUUGGAGAAAGACUGAUGCUACAUACAAACACUGUGACUGUCACAACAUACAAUACACUUUAUGAGAUCUUGACAGAGCAAGUAUGUACUCAAGUUGUACACAAACCACAUCCAGAACCAGAUUCUACAGUGAAAAUUCAGAAUCCAAUGAUUCUUAAGGUCGUGGCAACUUUGUUAAAAAACUCAACACCGAGUGCAGAACUGAUGGAAGUACGCCGUUUAUUUUUAUCUGACAUGAUAAAGCUUUUCAGUAACAGUCGUGAAAAUAGAAGAUGCUUACUUCAGUGUUCAGUGUGGCAGGAUUGGAUGUUUUCUCUUGGCUAUAUCAAUCCUAAGAAUUCUGAGGAACAGAAGAUUACUGAGAUGGUCUACAAUAUCUUCCGGAUUCUUUUGUAUCAUGCAAUAAAAUACGAAUGGGGAGGCUGGAGAGUCUGGGUGGACACACUGUCAAUAGCCCAUUCCAAGGUCACUUAUGAGGCACAUAAGGAAUACCUAGCCAAGAUGUAUGAAGAAUAUCAGAGACAAGAGGAGGAAAACAUAAAGAAGGGAAAGAAGGGGAAUGUGAGCACCAUCUCAGGUCUUUCGUCACAGACAACUGGAGCAAAAGGUGGAAUGGAAAUUCGAGAGAUAGAAGAUCUUUCACAGAGCCAGAGCCCAGAAAGUGAGACAGACUACCCUGUCAGCACAGAAACUAGAGACUUACUCAUGUCAACAAAAGUGCCAGAUGACAUUCUUGGAAAUUCAGAUAGACCAGGAAGUGGCGUUCAUGUAGAAGUACAUGACCUUUUGGUUGAUAUAAAAGCAGAGAAAGUAGAAGCAACUGAAGUAAAGCUUGAUGAUAUGGAUUUAUCACCAGAGACUUUAGUAGGUGGAGAGAAUGGUGCCCUUGUGGAGGUUGAAUCGUUGUUGGAUAAUGUAUAUAGUGCGGCUGUAGAGAAACUCCAGAACAAUGUGCAUGGAAGUGUUGGUAUCCUUAAAAAAAAUGAAGAAAAGGAUAACGGUCCAUUGAUAACAUUAGCAGAUGAGAAAGAUGAACUUCCCAAUAGUAGUACAUCAUUCCUCUUUGAUAAAAUACCCAAGCAGGAGGAAAAACUCCUACCUGAACUUUCUAGCAAUCACAUUAUUCCAAAUAUUCAGGACACACAAGUGCAUCUUGGUGUUAGUGAUGACCUUGGAUUGCUUGCUCACAUGACUGGUAACAUGGAUUUAACUUGUACGUCAAGUAUAAUAGAAGAAAAAGAGUUCAAAAUCCAUACAACUUCAGAUGGAGUGAGCAAUAUUUCUGAAAGAGACUUGGCUACAUCAUCUAAAGGAUUGGAGUAUGCUGAAAUGACUGCUACAACGCUGGAAACCGAAUCUUCUGGUAACAAAACUGCGCCAAAUAUUGAUGCAGGAAGUAUCAUUUCAGAUACUGAGAGAUCUGACGAUGGCAAAGAGUCAGGAAAAGAAAUUCGAAAAAUCCAGACGACAGCUACUACUCAAGCAGUGCAGGGUCGGUCUAUCACACAACAAGACAGAGAUCUCCGAGUGGAUUUAGGUUUUCGAGGAAUGCCAAUGACAGAGGAACAACGGCGUCAGUUCAGCCCAGGUCCCCGCACUACAAUGUUUCGGAUUCCUGAGUUCAAAUGGUCUCCAAUGCACCAGCGGCUUCUCACAGACUUGCUUUUUGCCUUGGAAACAGAUGUACAUGUUUGGAGGAGCCAUUCCACAAAGUCUGUAAUGGAUUUUGUCAAUAGCAAUGAAAAUAUUAUUUUUGUACAUAACACAAUUCACCUCAUUUCCCAAAUGGUAGACAACAUCAUCAUUGCUUGUGGAGGAAUUUUGCCUUUGCUCUCUGCUGCUACAUCACCCACUACGGAAUUGGAAAAUAUUGAAGUGACACAAGGCAUGUCAGCUGAGACAGCAGUAACUUUCCUCAGUCGAUUGAUGGCUAUGGUUGAUGUACUUGUAUUUGCCAGCUCUCUAAAUUUUAGUGAGAUAGAAGCUGAGAAAAACAUGUCUUCUGGAGGUUUAAUGCGACAGUGCCUGCGACUAGUUUGUUGUGUUGCUGUGAGAAACUGUUUAGAAUGUCGGCAGAGACAGAGAGACAGAGGGAACAAAUCUUCCCACGGAAGCAGUAAAUCUCAAGAACCUCCCCAAAGUGUGACUGCUACUGCAGCUUCAAAGCCUCCAUUGGAAAAUGUCCCAGGCAACCUUUCACCUAUUAAGGACCCUGACAGACUUCUUCAGGAUGUUGAUAUCAAUCGUCUUCGUGCUGUUGUCUUUCGGGAUGUGGAUGAUAGCAAGCAGGCACAGUUCUUAGCUCUAGCUGUUGUUUACUUCAUUUCGGUUCUGAUGGUUUCCAAGUAUCGAGACAUACUAGAACCCCAGCGAGAAACUGCAAGGACUGGAAGCCAGCCAGGAAGAAACAUCAGACAAGAAAUAAACUCGCCAACAAGUACAGUUGUGGUCAUACCUUCUAUCCCUCAUCCAAGUUUGAACCAUGGAUUCCUUGCUAAGUUAAUACCUGAGCAGAGCUUUGCCCACUCCUUUUACAAAGAAACACCUGCUGCAUUUCCAGAUACUAUAAAGGAAAAAGAAACUCCGACUCCUGGUGAUGAUAUCCAGAUAGAGAGUACCAUUCCUCAUACAGAUUCAGGAAUUGGAGAAGAACAAGUGGCUAACAUCCUGAAUGGGGCAGAGAUAGAGGCUCAUACUGGCCCUGAUGCCAUGAGUGAAUUGUUAUCCACCUUGUCAUCUGAAGUGAAAAAGUCACAGGAAAGCUUAACAGAGAACCCCAGUGAAAUGUUGAAGCCAGCUCCAUCCAUAUCCAGCAUCAGUCAAACCAAAGGCAUCAAUGUAAAGGAGAUAUUAAAGAGUCUUGUGGCUGCCCCAGUUGAAAUCACAGAAUGUGGCCCAGAACCUAUCCCAUACCCAGAUCCAGCAUUGAAGAGAGAAGCGCAAGCUAUUCUUCCUAUGCAGUUUCAUUCCUUUGACAGGAGUGUUGUAGUGCCUGUUAAGAAGCCACCUCCAGGUAGUUUAGCUGUAACAACUGUGGGGGCCACUGCUGCCGGAAGUGGACUGCCAACAGGCAGUACUUCUAAUAUAUUUGCUGCUACUGGAGCUACACCAAAAAGUAUGAUUAAUACAACAGGUGCCGUGGAUUCAGGGUCCUCCUCAUCUUCCUCCUCUUCUAGUUUUGUGAAUGGUGCUACCAGCAAAAACCUUCCAGCUGUCCAAACUGUUGCCCCAAUGCCUGAAGAUUCUGCUGAAAACAUGAGCAUCACUGCAAAACUUGAAAGAGCUUUAGAAAAAGUUGCUCCUCUUCUUCGUGAAAUUUUUGUAGACUUUGCCCCAUUCCUAUCUCGAACUCUUCUGGGCAGUCAUGGACAAGAGCUAUUGAUAGAAGGCCUUGUUUGUAUGAAGUCCAGCACAUCUGUGGUUGAGCUUGUUAUGCUGCUUUGUUCUCAGGAAUGGCAAAACUCAAUUCAGAAGAAUGCAGGACUUGCAUUUAUCGAACUCAUCAAUGAAGGAAGAUUACUAUGCCAUGCUAUGAAGGAUCACAUAGUUCGUGUUGCAAAUGAAGCUGAGUUUAUUUUGAACAGACAGAGAGCUGAGGAUGUACAUAAACAUGCAGAGUUUGAGUCACAGUGUGCCCAAUAUGCUGCUGAUAGAAGAGAGGAAGAGAAGAUGUGUGAUCAUCUUAUUAGUGCUGCUAAACAUCGAGAUCAUGUAACAGCAAAUCAACUGAAACAGAAGAUCCUUAAUAUCCUCACAAAUAAGCAUGGUGCCUGGGGAGCAGUUUCACAUAGCCAAUUGCAUGAUUUCUGGCGUUUGGAUUACUGGGAAGAUGAUCUUCGUAGAAGAAGGCGAUUUGUUCGUAAUGCCUUUGGAUCCACUCAUGCUGAAGCGCUGCUCAAAGCUGCCAUAGAGUAUGGCACUGAAGAAGAUGUAGUGAAAUCAAAGAAGACAUUCAGAAGUCAAGCAAUAGUGAAUCAGAAUGCAGAGACGGAGCUUAUGCUGGAAGGAGACGAUGAUGCAGUCAGUUUACUACAGGAGAAAGAGAUCGACAAUCUUGCAGGCCCGGUGGUUCUCAGCACUCCUGCCCAACUCAUUGCUCCCGUGGUGGUGGCCAAAGGGACGCUCUCCAUCACUACGACAGAAAUCUACUUCGAGGUAGAUGAGGACGAUGCUGCCUUCAAGAAGAUCGACACAAAAGUUCUUGCAUACACCGAAGGCCUUCAUGGAAAAUGGAUGUUCAGCGAGAUACGAGCUGUAUUUUCAAGACGGUAUCUUCUACAAAACACUGCUUUGGAAGUAUUUAUGGCAAACCGAACUUCAGUUAUGUUUAAUUUCCCUGAUCAAGCAACAGUAAAAAAAGUUGUCUAUAGUUUGCCUCGGGUUGGAGUAGGAACCAGCUAUGGUUUGCCACAAGCCAGGAGGAUAUCACUGGCCACUCCUCGACAGCUUUAUAAAUCUUCCAAUAUGACACAGCGUUGGCAAAGAAGGGAAAUUUCUAACUUUGAAUAUUUGAUGUUCCUUAAUACUAUAGCAGGACGGACAUACAAUGAUCUUAACCAGUAUCCUGUGUUUCCAUGGGUGUUAACAAACUAUGAAUCAGAAGAAUUGGACUUGACUCUUCCAGGAAACUUUAGGGACCUAUCAAAGCCAAUUGGUGCUUUGAAUCCAAAGAGAGCUGUGUUUUAUGCAGAGCGUUAUGAGACUUGGGAAGAUGACCAAAGCCCACCCUACCAUUAUAAUACGCAUUAUUCAACAGCAACAUCUACCUUAUCCUGGCUUGUGCGAAUUGAACCUUUCACAACCUUCUUCCUCAAUGCAAAUGACGGAAAAUUUGACCAUCCAGAUCGAACUUUCUCAUCAAUUGCAAGGUCUUGGAGAACUAGUCAGAGAGAUACUUCCGAUGUAAAGGAACUGAUUCCAGAAUUCUACUAUCUGCCAGAGAUGUUUGUCAACAGUAAUGGAUAUAAUCUAGGAGUCCGGGAAGAUGAAGUGGUGGUAAAUGAUGUUGAUCUUCCCCCUUGGGCAAAAAAACCUGAAGACUUUGUAAGGAUCAACAGAAUGGCCCUGGAAAGUGAAUUUGUGUCUUGCCAACUCCAUCAGUGGAUUGACCUCAUAUUUGGCUACAAACAGCGAGGACCCGAAGCAGUUCGUGCUCUGAAUGUUUUUCACUACUUAACCUAUGAAGGCUCUGUGAACCUGGACAGUAUCACUGACCCUGUGCUUAGGGAGAUUCCAGAAGCUUAUUUCAUUAGAGAUCCCCAUACCUUCCUCCUUACAAAGGACUUUAUUAAGGCCAUGGAGGUACAGAUACAGAACUUUGGACAGACGCCAUCUCAGUUGCUUAUUGAGCCACAUCCGCCUCGGAGCUCUGCCAUGCACCUGUGUUUCCUUCCACAGAGUCCACUCAUGUUUAAAGAUCAGAUGCAGCAGGAUGUCAUCAUGGUGCUGAAGUUCCCAUCAAAUUCUCCAGUAACCCAUGUGGCAGCCAAUACACUGCCCCACUUGACCAUCCCUGCAGUGGUGACUGUGACCUGUAGCAGACUCUUUGCAGUGAAUCGAUGGCACAACACAGUAGGCCUCAGAGGAGCUCCAGGAUACUCCUUGGAUCAAGCCCAUCAUCUUCCCAUUGAAAUGGAUCCAUUAAUUGCCAAUAACUCUGGUGUGAAUAAACGACAGAUCACAGACCUUGUGGACCAGAGUAUACAAAUCAACGCACACUGUUUUGUGGUCACAGCAGAUAACCGAUAUAUUCUUAUCUGUGGAUUCUGGGAUAAGAGUUUCAGAGUGUACUCUACAGAAACAGGGAAAUUAACUCAGAUUGUGUUUGGUCACUGGGAUGUGGUCACAUGCUUGGCCAGGUCUGAGUCCUACAUCGGUGGGGACUGCUACAUCGUGUCUGGGUCUCGAGAUGCCACCCUGUUGCUCUGGUACUGGAGUGGACGUCACCACAUCAUAGGGGACAACCCAAACAGCAGUGACUAUCCUGCACCCAGAGCUGUCCUUACAGGCCAUGACCAUGAAGUUGUCUGCGUUUCUGUCUGUGCAGAACUUGGGCUUGUUAUCAGUGGUGCUAAAGAGGGCCCUUGCCUUGUCCACACAAUCACUGGAGACUUACUGAGAGCCCUGGAGGGACCCGAAAACUGCUUGUUCCCACGCUUGAUUUCUGUCUCCAGUGAAGGCCACUGUAUCAUAUACUAUGAACGAGGGCGAUUCAGCAAUUUCAGCAUUAACGGGAAACUUUUGGCUCAAAUGGAGAUCAAUGAUUCAACACGGGCCAUUCUCCUGAGCAGUGAUGGUCAGAAUCUGGUGACUGGAGGAGACAAUGGCGUGGUAGAGGUCUGGCAGGCCUGUGACUUCAAGCAACUGUACAUUUACCCCGGAUGUGAUGCUGGCAUCAGAGCAAUGGAUUUGUCCCAUGACCAGAGGACUCUGAUCACUGGCAUGGCUUCUGGUAGCAUUGUAGCUUUUAAUAUAGAUUUUAAUCGGUGGCAUUAUGAGCAUCAGAACAGAUACUGAAGAGGAAUGAAGAACCAAAAGCCAAGUUCAAGCUGAGAGCACAAGUGCUGCAUGGAAAGGCAAUACCUCUGGUGGGAAAAACUCGUCUGCAUCGACCUCCGUUUGAACAUUCCAUCACACCCAGCAAUAGCUGUACAUUGUAGUCAGCAGCCAUUUUACUUUGUGUGUUUUUUCACAACCGAACACCAGCUGCUACCAAGCAAGCUUAUAUCAUGUAAAUUAUAUUUAGGAGAUGUUUUGGUAAUUAUUUCAUAUCUUGUUGUUUAUUGAGAAAAGGCAGUAGGAUGCGUCACAAGAGACUUUUGACAAUUCUGAGGAACCUUGUGUCCAGUUACUACAAAGUUUAAGCUUUGAACCUAAUCUGCAUCCCAUUUCCAGCCUCUUUUCAAGCUGAGAAAAAUAUUAAAAAAAAAAAAAACACGUUUGAUACUUUGUACAUCAGAUGCAUCUUAUUUAAAGGGAUACUUUUGUAAAAGUAAAACCUUGUAUAAAGAACAAAAAAAGUUUUCUUAAUUUUAUUGUGGAGUUACAACCUGCAUGUUCUUUAACCCUGAUGUCUUGAUGGAACAGGUGCAGUCACACUAUGAAACAGAAAGAUCUGUCCAAGGACACAGCUUGUACAAAAAGGUUGAAUUUGGGCUCAGUCAGUAACUUUUGACAUUUUUCACCAAAAUAUGGUUUGCACUUUUUAAUCUAAACUCAUUUGUUCUGAGUGAAAUUUGCUCAUAAAGCAUUUGGAUACUAAGCCAUUAUUUGCUUUUGUUGGUACUUUCUACAAAGAAAAUUCAGCCCCACCCUUCGUAAUUUGAAGACACAGCAGAAAGGGGCCUGAGGGAUGAGGUCCUGGUUUUUACUAUAUAAUAGGAGUUAUGAUCAAUCACUAGUUCCAUAGUAAUGACUUCCCAACUCCUGGACAUCUCUUCCAGAGUCAUCCUGCUGGCUUACUGUGUGUACAUUAGGGGAGGAGAAACUGAUGUGAACUUUUUUGUUUCACUCUUUCUCUUUGGUUCCUGAAUAGCUUAGUUUCUUUAAUAACAAAUCAGACUUUAUUAUAAUAAAAAACUGAAGUUAUUCUUUUAGGUUCUUGUGAAGUUCUCACCCGAAGCCACAUUCUUAGCCUAAGGCAUUUCAUCUUUUCUGAUAUAAAAAUGAUGGCUAUCAGAUGAUUUUCCAUACAUUGUACUGAUCAAGUUCUACACCCAGGGGUAGACACACUUUAUUCGCGUUUCCUCUUUGUAUAUUUGGUGACUGUAUUGUCAUAGAUGUACAUAUCGUGUCGGUAGGGCUAUGAGGCAUGUUACAGGAAUGUAAUUUUCUCAGAAUUUACACUCACUUGCAGUCAUUUAUUUAAAAAGAUAAAACAAGAUAAUGGGUUCUUUGUAUUGGCACUUUGCACCAGAAACAUAUCAUUAUUUAUUGAUGUGAUUACUUAUUUGUUAUCCACCGUGUACUAGUAAGUUUUAGCACUGAAUUCCUUCCUCAUUGUCCUUUGUAUUUAUGAAAUUCUGAAAUUCCGGGGAAUCAGUGUAACGAUUAAGUUCUCCACCACCAGGCUGUAAGCAAUAUCUUGAGUUUGUAGCUUAGAAUCGGGAGGAUACUGAACAUCUGGAAGACAAGUUCAUUUCAUCUUGAGAUCAUGGUGAAAUAUUUUGGAUAUAGAAAUUCCUUAAGCUAUUGUAACCAUGUUUUAUUGCAAAGAUGUAAAAUAUGCCAGAUGUGUGUGAGUUGGAAAUCAAAAAAACCAGAAAAAUAAAAUAUGCAAAGAAUUCAA
This is a messenger RNA of Erinaceus europaeus (western European hedgehog), 11257 nucleotides long. It is a transcript of the gene NBEA, whose product is annotated as neurobeachin. Bases 541 to 9486 code for a protein of 2981 amino acids. The record is from RefSeq and is a predicted model, not a curated record. Gene Ontology annotation, cellular component: cytosol; membrane. NCBI's taxonomy places the organism in Eukaryota, Metazoa, Chordata, Mammalia, Eulipotyphla, Erinaceidae. Gene Ontology annotation, biological process: intracellular protein localization. Gene Ontology annotation, molecular function: protein kinase binding. The transcript is spliced from 59 exons.